UUCAUGCAGACUUUGAAUCAAAUACAGCAUUCACAUUCAGGGGACUGUAUUGAUAGACAAUGAGAUGUUUAUAAGGAAUACUUUUCUCUGCUGUGAUAAAAAAAAUAAAAAAAUUAAAAAAACCGUGGAAGGACAUCUGGUGCACAAAAACAAAAGAUCUGUUGAUUGAGAGAGACUUUGAUUCCAGUCCAAGCAUGCUUUGUGAAGGCAGACUGUUGAGCAUGACCUUCUGUGAAUUGGAGGAGCUGGACCCCCUCCCUGCUCGCAAGGCUCUCCAAAGUGCUUAUGGGCUGCCAAGAGCAUCUGCCACCCUCAUGCCAGGCUCCACCAGACACGCUGCACCCAUUCAAAACGGCUCCCUUGAACAGACAGGUGAUAUGGAUGACAGGAGUGCGUCAGUGGAGUUGUACAUUUCUCCCCUGCAGUCAUUGGAAUCCAGGAGAGCCCAUCCAGGCAGACACAUCUCUCCAGAGAUAAAAAUCCCAGCUCAGGCUUGUUCAGGUGGCGAUGCCCCAUUCUUGGUUCCCUCCGACUGUCAGAGCAUCUGCCAAAACUACAGCGACCUCCAUAUUGGUGGUGACCAAGUGCUGCCUCUCUCGGCGCAUGAUGGCGAGCUGAGGCUCUGUACUGAUGCCCAGCCUGUUGGCCCCUUUCUUCAGUCCUGUGAUGUCCCCCCAGCUGUGGAGGAUUCUCCCCCAGGGCAGAUUCAGGGUGGGCUUCUGCAUCCACUGAGGGGAGGUUCCAGUCGGUGGAACCGGGGAAGCACCUGUGAUCGGAGCUUUCUGUUCCAGGGGCGAGAGGGGCCAUUCUCCAACUCCCUUCUGAAUAACUACCUGGAGCAGAAACUCUUGGAUCUGUACCAGCAAUAUAUGAUGGAAAACAUGGUGAAAGAAGAUUCUGACCCAGGCCCCAUUUGCCCUCUGCUGGGGUCAGAGCUGGUCCUGACCAGCCUGGACCAGAUCACUCUAAUGCUGAGUCGGGAAGGGAACCUGGAGGCCAGCCUGGCCAAGGACAUGGUCCUGAGCUGCCUGCUGCGGGUAGCUGGUGACAUGCAGUCAAGUGAGAUCAGCACUCCAUUUCUGCAGAUUUCAAAUGAGGCAUCCAAGGAGCAGCUCACAGAGAAUAAGGAAGAAUGACCCCAGUGUCAAGAAACUCACUCUUCCAAUUCUUCCUUUCAUUUUAGACACAAACACCAAAAUGAGAUUAAGCAGAUGACUGCAGUUUUAAAAUGUAUUUCUCUCUUUUUUUAUUAGUUGAGCAGAUGUUAAAAACAAGUUCUGUAUAAUUAAUAAUUACCAGGAGAAUGUGCUGUAUUUAUGUGUCAUAAUUUUAAUAUGCAGUCAUUCAAAUGAUAUUUGUGUUCUAAUGUUUUCUAAAGGACAAUAAAGAGAGGAACUGAAAAUUGAAA
Lates calcarifer (barramundi perch) is the source of this 1408-nucleotide messenger RNA. RefSeq names its product TLR adapter interacting with SLC15A4 on the lysosome. Gene Ontology annotation, biological process: regulation of toll-like receptor signaling pathway. The record is from RefSeq and is a predicted model, not a curated record. NCBI's taxonomy places the organism in Eukaryota, Metazoa, Chordata, Actinopteri, Centropomidae.